This is a messenger RNA of Osmia lignaria (orchard mason bee), 1716 nucleotides long. Its product is annotated as facilitated trehalose transporter Tret1-like. Gene Ontology annotation, cellular component: membrane. The record is from RefSeq and is a predicted model, not a curated record. Gene Ontology annotation, biological process: transmembrane transport. Lineage: Eukaryota; Metazoa; Arthropoda; Insecta; Hymenoptera; Megachilidae. Gene Ontology annotation, molecular function: transmembrane transporter activity.
CUUUUCUUAUCCAAGGAUUUCUUCUUGGACGAAGCUUAUCGAACGCAGUUCACGUUGCGUUCUCCGUACAACCUGUUGUUUUUUCGUGGAUCGACAACGAUAAACAGCAUCCAGGACGACACCCUGACGAAGGUGUCGAUAAUUUUACGUGUUUCUACGCUGGGUCAACGGAAAUGGCUGUGUCGCUGACGGAUGACGAGCCAGCACAAGAUCGACAUGCCAAUAAACUUCCGCAAUACGCUAUCAUACUUUUGGCCACGUUGGCCAAUUUCUCCAUCGGUACCUGUAUCGCUUGGAUCUCACCGGUUUGGCACAUCUACAGCAAUCUGGACGUGUCAAAGGUCAACAGACAAGAUAUUUCGUGGCUGUGUAGCUUGGUGCCUCUUGGAGCUGCGAUAGGCAGCCUUCCGGCGGAAGUAAUUGCGAAUAAGAUCGGUCGGCAUAGAACCAUCAAAAUAAUCACUCCGUUUCUAGUCGGAUGUUGGCUGGUUAUCGGUUUGUCGGCCAAUAAAGUAUGGAUAUUCUUGGCACGUUUCGUAGCCGGCAUAGUGUGCGGCGCGUUCUCAAUCAUAAUUCCAAUUUACUUGACCGAAAUCGUGGAGAGAAGAUUCAGAGAAUCGCUGAGUAUGAUUUGUCAGCUUCAAGUCUAUCUUGGAAUCUUGUUCACCUACUUUACAGGAUUCAGUGACGAUCAGCUUACGAUCGCUCUAUUGUGUGCCGUGGCACCAACAAUGCUUUCAGUAGCCACUGUCGUUAUGCCAGAAUCACCUGUUUGGUUGAUGGUGCACAAUCGCGAAGAAGAAGCUAAAGAAAUUAUGAAAAGUCUGAGAAGAAUCGAGGGUUUAACUCAAGAGGAUGCGAUCAGAAUUGAAAACAAUAUCGAACAAACUGGUUGUGUGUCAGGAUUUAAGGCGCACACCAAAGCUACCAUCAUCGCGUUCAGUUUGAUGUCCAUUCAACAAAUGACUGGAAUGAACAUCCUCAUAGCCUACGCCUCUAAAAUAUUGAUACGUCUACAGUUUCCCUUAAACACGAAUGUUGCUUCGAUCAUCCUGGGACUGGUACCAGUAAUCGCGACGUGUUUUUACAAAAACUUACUGACACGUAUGAAAAUGAAAUUACUAUUAUUUCUCAGUCUAUGCGUCAUGUCUAUCAGCCUGUUCAUCUUGUCUGCUUAUUUCCGCCUUCAAAAUACGUACAUCGUGUCCAGUUUCAGCUGGGUACCGUUCCUGUCCAUCGUCCUCCUCAUGGUCGCUUACGCGGUUGGCUGUGAACCAGUGUGCUGGAUCCUGAUCGAAAGAAUCUUUACGAGCGACGUGAGGAACAUGGCCAUUACUGGUAGUAUGGUGUGCAAUUGGAUUUCUUCGUUCAUGUCGGCUAAAGGAUUCCAGGAUAUAGUGUCGCUGAUGGAAAUUUCAACGGUAUUCGCUAUGUACGGUAUAUCUACCUUGAUGGGUACCGCGUUCGUCGCUCGUAUGGUACCGGAAACGGAAGGGAAAAGCGAGGAGGAAGUGCAGAUGGAGCUGCGAGGGUGGAACCAGGAGGAUACUGAAGUUCCAACGUGUUGUUAAACUGAAAAAAACGAAACGAAAGUGAUGGAGUGAUGUGUGAUCGAGUGAUUAAAUGUGAUUAGUUGGAAUUUGGAACUUUAAGACAUUUAUUUAUGUAAUUGUAACCGAUCUUAGGAAAUUGAUUAAAAAUUUUAAAGAAACCUAA